AUGAGUCAAUUAACAACACAAGAAUUAAUUAAAGUAGUUGAUUAUUUUGAGACUUUUGAAGAUUUCAAAAAGUUAAUUUUAUGUAAUAAAAAAAUAGCAAAAUUAAUGAAUGAGAUUACUUUAUCUCCAUUUCAUUUACCAGUGGAAUAUUUAAAAUUUUUUCCACAUCUUACAAAACAACAAAUUAAUAAACCAGAACUCGAAAAAAUACCUGGAAUGAAAGAAUAUAUUAUUCUUUAUCCAGUAUCUUUUCAUAAAUACCAUAAACACUCAUGUAAUAAACAACUUUAUUAUACUAAAAUUGAAUUCACUUCAGAAGAACAAAAAGAAUUUGGAGCUUCAAUUCCUUCAGAAUGUACAUCAAUCAAUGACAAUUGUUUUAAUAAUUCUGAUAUUACUGAAAUUACUCUUCCAAGAAAUAUUAAGCAUAUUUCGUUGAAUUCAUUUUUACAUUGUACCCAAUUAAAAAAUAUUUAUGUUACUUCUUCUAAAAUUUUUUAUCCUCGUGUUUCUUAUUUAAUGAGUAAGUUAAUAACACAAACAAAUGGAAUUAUAUGUAAUGAUAUAGUCUUUACUUUAGAAGAUAGAAUUCAUUCAACAUUAAGUAAUGGAAAAAUAACAAAUAUUGCAUUUAUUCCUAAGGGAAUUCAAGAAAUUGGUCAAAGUUGCUUUGAGAACUGUCCACAAUAUGAGAAAGUGUCAAUUCCUCAAACUGUUGGAUUUAUUCAUAAUAAUGCAUUUACUGGUUGUUUGUUCCUUCAAACGAUAACACUACCAAAUAGCCUGUUAUCUAUUGAUGAUUUUGCUUUUUCUAAUUGUGUAUCUUUAAAAGAAAUAAUUUUACCUUCUUUCUUAUCAAAACUUGGAAAAAUGCCUUUCUUGGUUGUACUGCACUAA
Entamoeba dispar SAW760 is the source of this 897-nucleotide messenger RNA. RefSeq lists its product as uncharacterized. Lineage: Eukaryota; Evosea; Mastigamoebida; Endamoebidae. Bases 1 to 897 code for a protein of 298 amino acids. The record is from RefSeq and is a predicted model, not a curated record. The transcript has a single exon.